GUGACUGGUGCACCCUCGAUGGCCCUGGCACCGUCGGUGACCAGUGCACCCCCGAUGGCCGUUGGACCCUCGGUGACCUGUGCACCCUGCAUGGCUGUGGCACCCUCGGUGACCGUGGCACCCUCGAUGGCACUGACACCCUCAGUGACUGUAGGACACUCGGUGACCCUGGCACCCACGAUGGCCGUAGCUUCCUCGGUAGCCCCCGGCGGGCUGCCUCUUCUGGACCCCGACGUGAGUCCCCGGCCAUCUCCCCCAGACGUGUUCGCCAGCUUCGCGCCACACCCGGCCGCCCUGGGCCCCUCGACGCUGCUGGCUGAGCAGUUGAACGUGAUCGGCAGUCGAAAAAAGAGCGUGAACAUGACUGAGUGUGUGCCGGUGCCCAGCUCGGAGCAUGUCGCGGAGAUCGUGGGUCGUCAGGGGUGCAAGAUCAAGGCUUUGCGCGCCAAGACCAAUACCUACAUCAAGACUCCGGUGCGCGGCGAGGAGCCGGUCUUCAUCGUGACGGGGCGCAAGGAGGACGUGGAGAUGGCCAAGCGGGAGAUCCUGUCGGCCGCCGAGCACUUCUCGCUUAUCCGUGCCACUCGCAGCAAGGCGGGCGGGCUGUCGGGGGCCACCGCAGGUCCCCCCAACCUGCCCGGCCAAACUACCAUCCAGGUGCGCGUGCCCUACCGAGUGGUGGGGCUGGUGGUGGGGCCCAAGGGCGCCACCAUCAAACGGAUCCAGCAAAGGACGCACACAUACAUCGUGACCCCUGGCCGUGACAAGGAGCCAGUGUUUGCAGUGACCGGGAUGCCCGAGAACGUUGACCGUGCAAGGGAGGAGAUCGAGGCACACAUCACACUGCGCACAGGGGCCUUCACGGACGCAGGGCCCGACAGCGACUUCCACGCCAAUGGUACUGACGUGUGUCUGGACCUGCUGGGAGCCGCAGCCAGCCUCUGGGCCAAGGCCCCCCAUCCGGGACGGAGGCCCCCAGCCUCCACCAGCGGCCUGCGUGGGGACAGUGUCUUGGGCGCAGCCAGCACCCCUGAGCCCUUCUAUGUGGGCAGCCGUGGAGGGCCGCCCCUGCCGGACCCGAGUCCCAGCAGCCCCUAUGGGGGCUCGGGCAACGGGGGCUUCACGUUUGGUGGGGACGGACCCGGAGCCCCCACGGGGACAGCCAACCCCGAGGACUGCGACUUUGGUUUUGACUUCCUUGCGCUGGACCUAACUGUGCCUGCCACGGCUACCAUUUGGGCACCCUUUGAGCGAGCCGCACCCCUGCCAGCCUUCAGCGGCUGCCCCGCCAUCAACGGGGCACCCGCACAACCCAGCACAGGCGCACGGCGCAGCAGCAGCGGAGCCGCCAGCACGCCACGCCACUCACCCACGCUGCCCGAGCCCGGAGGACUGAGCCUGGAGCUGCCCCUGGCACGCAGAGGUGUCCCAGAUCCAGUGGGUGCUGUGCCUUGGCGACCCCCGCAGAGCACACUGCCGCCCUUCUCUGGCAGCACCACUUUCUCCACGGCCCCCUCUCUGCCCAGCACCGCCCCGGUGUCCUCCACCCUGGACACUGUUGCCUCGGAGGGCAACCACAAGCCAUCCACCACAGCGGCGAACUCCUCUGCAUCCGCAGCAGCCCCCAGCCCGCCUGCAGCAGCCUUGGCUCGUGAAUGCGUGGUAUGCGCAGAGGGUGAGGCUAUGGCUGCGUUGGUGCCCUGCGGCCACAACCUUUUCUGCAUGGAUUGUGCUGUCCGCAUCUGUGGGAAGAGUGAGCCAGAGUGUCCCGCCUGCCGCACACCGGCUACCCAAGCCAUUCGCGUCGAGGCCAUCAGCUUGCGGCCCAGCGGCAGCGCCUCCGCUCUUGACAAGUGACAGUAUUGAGUGAACCGGUGACAAUAAAACCGGAGAAUUCUCUGUUUGCACUUUUUAUUAAGACACCCCUCCCCGUUUCCGGGGUGAUCUUAAAACAAAAAAAUAACACGAUAUUUACAACUCUCACUGGAUUUAACAGUGUGGAUUCUUGUAGAAACUUCCAGAAAAAGGCAGGUGGCUUUUCCCCCUCGACAUACACACUCCCUUUUUUGGGGGCAAAUAUAUACCGUUUUGUACAUCAGCCACGGGGUGGCCAGAGGAGGGCAAGGGGAGGGUAUCAAGGGGUGUCCCAUCAACAAAUUUAUAGCUUUUGUUUUAUUGUGGUUUUUUUGGUUUUAUUUUUGUUUUUUUAAAUUAAGACUCAGUGUUGCAGUUUUUUUGUUGUUUUUUAAAAAGGUUUUUAAAAUUUUUUUAUUGUUAUUUUUACUUCCUAUUUCCUGUGUAUAUGUAGGGAAUUUAUAUUAGAUAAUGUACUUUACGGAAUAAAUUUUAAGAACUAAAAUAUAUUUUAUUUUAAAUAAAGCAACGGACCUUUAAUCUUUGACAGCUAAAUCACUGAUUAUAUAUUUGCUGAACUGAUUUAAGGGUUUAAAAAAAUUGUAUCAAGAGUUUUAUUUUUGGACUUGACUGCCUUCUUAAUAAAGUUGUUUUCCUAUAUGUAA
Molecule: messenger RNA, 2519 nt
Organism: Cricetulus griseus (Chinese hamster)
Lineage: Eukaryota; Metazoa; Chordata; Mammalia; Rodentia; Cricetidae
Source: RefSeq, a predicted model, not a curated record